CGUGACGUCCUUGCCCGGGCUGCAGGGGGAGGCCGCGGCGGGGAAGAUGGCGGACGGGAAGGCGGGAGAGGACAAGCCAGAGAAGCCGCAGCGAGCCGGAGCCGCCGGAGGACCUGAAGAAGAAGCAGAAAAACCUGUGAAAACUAAGACUGUUUCUUCCAGUAAUGGAGGGGAAAGUUCCAGUCGCAGCGCUGAAAAGCGAUCGGCUGACGAAGAAGCUGCAGACCUCCCAACAAAGCCUACAAAGAUCUCCAAGUUUGGAUUUGCCAUAGGUAGUCAGACGACAAAGAAAGCAUCAGCCAUCUCCAUCAAACUUGGAUCAAGUAAGCCUAAGGAAACGGUUCCAACUCUUGCUCCAAAAACCCUUUCAGUAGCAGCAGCUUUCAAUGAAGAUGAAGAUAGUGAGCCAGAAGAAAUGCCUCCAGAAGCAAAGAUGAGGAUGAAGAAUAUUGGAAGGGACACACCAACAUCAGCUGGACCAAACUCCUUUAAUAAAGGAAAGCAUGGCUUUUCCGAUAAUCAGAAGCUAUGGGAGCGAAAUAUAAAAUCUCAUCUUGGAAAUGUA
Molecule: messenger RNA, 565 nt
Organism: Microtus ochrogaster (prairie vole)
Lineage: Eukaryota; Metazoa; Chordata; Mammalia; Rodentia; Cricetidae
Gene: Pcnp
Product: PEST proteolytic signal containing nuclear protein
Biological process (GO): proteasome-mediated ubiquitin-dependent protein catabolic process; protein ubiquitination
Cellular component (GO): nucleus
Source: RefSeq, a predicted model, not a curated record